Messenger RNA from Guyanagaster necrorhizus, 1284 nucleotides. RefSeq lists its product as uncharacterized. The transcript is spliced from 5 exons. Bases 1 to 1284 code for a protein of 427 amino acids. The record is from RefSeq and is a predicted model, not a curated record. Lineage: Eukaryota; Fungi; Basidiomycota; Agaricomycetes; Agaricales; Physalacriaceae.
AUGUCUAUAUCCAAGUUAGAUUUCGCCAAACUAACCGACCAGGCCCUUAUUUCAGACUAUGUCGCCGCUCAUAAUAUACCUCACGCCGUCGCAUUCCAUAGGGGCACCUUUGAUUCGUAUAAUCUGCCUGCAGUCACGAAGCAUCUCUUCCCCGCAACAUCCAAUCCUGUCCCGAUUCCAUUACUUGCCAAUCAUGUGUGGGUAGCACAACUCGACGGAAACUGGAGACUUGAGCGGUACUCUACCGCCGAGACAUUUCCUGACCCUCCUGAAGGUGAUGUCGAAGACGACGAUUCGGUUCCUAUGUUGAACUAUUACCCGCCUGACGGCCUCCCAGUCAACUCUAGCGUUGACCUGUUCGACGAGGCCCGCAAGCUAGAAGAUGGGAGCCUAGCUCUGGAAGAGGAGAGAGCGAAGACUGCGUCGCUCAUGACGCUUGUUACAAGCAUCUGUGGGAAGGCGUACGCGGAGAAGAUCAUGCGGAUAGUGAAUUUGGUAGAAACCAAUGAUGAUGCUAGCGAUCAAGAGAGCGGCGGCGAGUCUGGUGGCAACAUCAAAAGUAGCAAUAAUUUCACCCAGAAAAGGCUCCAGCCUUCUCCGUGGCGAGCUGGGAUAAAUAAGGCGCAGUUCGGUGAUCUGGAUUGGGCGACAAAGAUGAAGGGAGCCUCAGACACUUUGAUAGAGGACGUGUACGCCGUACUGAUGCCUCCUCCAAAGUAUGUCAUUCGCUCUGUCGUGUCCACGGUGAUAAAUGUCAACAGUUUCCUUCCCCGUAGGGCCACCAAUGAUGCAGGACAAUCUGACACGUCAGAGGCUUCGACUUCGACAGCAAAAUCUCCUCGAAAGCGCCCCCGCUCCUCUGAAGACGAAGACGCGUGUACCAGUCCCAAGCGGGUCAAAACUGGUGUCGAAGAAGGAGGUCGUGCAGAAGCACAAGUCGAGUCUUCCCGCGCCGCCGCAUUGCAAAGACAGAACCGUCCCCGACUCAGAGAUGACUCCCUUGAUGACAUACACAUAAAUACCAGUCUCAAAGGCCAAAUUAUUGAAGAACGCUUUCCCGUUGAUUUGGACGAAGAACCGUUGAAUGCUGCUACGUCCGACAGUCCUCGCUUUCCAGGCGACCUUCUUAUUCCAAUUUUCUUCCCCAAGGCCCUCAAGAAUCUCGAAGACCUAGAAAUGUAUCCCCCCUGCGAAGCCCACAAUCCCGUAGCUCCUCCCCCACGGGCAUCAGACAGUUCCUAUUCCAAUCCCGGUCAUGCGCGCCACGUAUUAAGACAUGUCUAA